CUUCGAUUACUAUCGAUACUAUUCUUAUAAUGGCCCAGAGUGACACCCGGAAGAAGAGAGUGGCCGUGAUUGGCGCCGGGGCCGCCGGCAUGUCCUGCGCCUCAACCCUAGCCAACCACCCUGAUAGAUUCGACGUCACCCUGGUCGACAGCGCGCCACAGACCGGCGGACAAGCGACCACGAUCCCGCUGGACGGGGCCAAACACGGGGGCGCGACCUGGCUCAACGACGGGGUGCAGGGCGGAUCGCCGAUCUUCCGCCACACCUUCCACUUCUUCCGGCAGUACGGGUACGAGCCGCACCCAGUGCAGCUGCAGGUCUCGUUUGGCAAGGGGGCGGACAGCUUUUUCACGAAUGUGUUCCCGAGCCCGCUGGUGGACACGUACUCGGCGGAGAUCUCCAAGCUGGGCCGCGUGCUGCGGUGGAUCAAGCGCCUGAUGCCCAUUCUGGGAUUGAUGCCCAUCAAGGCCAUGCUGCGGCUGUUCCGCUUCAGCACGGACUUCGGGCACAAGAUGGUGCUGCCGCUGAUCGCGCUGUUCCUGGGGACGGGCAAUCAGACGCCCAACGUGGCGUGCGUGCUGCUCGAGCGGCUGUUCGACGACCCGCAGAUGCGGCUGUGGGAGUACGACGCGGACAUGCUGAUGCAGAACCGGCCGCAGAUGUACACCUUCCCAAAUCUGGGCCAGUUCUACGGCGACUGGAAGCAGGACCUGGCGCGGAAGGGGGUGCGGGUCCUGCUCGAGACGGAGGUGGACGUGCUGGAGCGGCAGUCCACCCGGAAACAAAACGGGGUGAAGCUGCGCAUCCGGUCGGUGAAGGAAGGACAGGCAGACACCGCCGACACCGCCCCAACGGAAGAAUUCGACGAGCUCAUCCUCUGUUGCCCGGCGGACGAGGCGCUGGCGAUGCUGGGCAAGCACGCGACGUGGCGCGAGAAGUACGUGCUCAACGGGGUCAAGUUUUUCAACGACCUGACCAUCACUCACACCGACUCGGAGUACUUCAACAGCCUGUUCGAAACCCGAUACAAGGAGGAGCUGUGUGGCAAGGCCAGCAGCGAGUCGCGCCAGGAGCAGAUCGCCUUCGCGCAGCAGAUGCCGCCCCGCUGCCGCAAGGACGGCUGGGAGGGGUUCGCCCCCAUGUACUUCACCCACUCGUUCGACUCGGACCCGGACAAGAUCGAAAUGGGCUUCGACUGCACCAACUACCAGCACCAAUUCCGCGACGCCAUCGGCGAGGACGCCCUCCCGCUGGAGCCCGAGCGCCAUGUCUACCAGACGAUCUUCCUCAACGAGGACCACAAGCAUCUGUGGACUUGGGAGGGCAUCGACGAGGACAAGAUUAUCGGCAAGAAAUGGUGGCAUCAAUUCGGCCACCGCUGGCAGCAUUACCUGCGGGUCGUGCCGGGGAUGAUGUUUAUUAAUGGCAAGAAUAAUACCUUGUAUGCUGGGGCGUGGACUAUGGUGAAUAUGCACGAAAUCGCGUGCAUCUCCGGCAUGGCGGCGGCCUACCGGCUGGGCGCAGUGUACGACCCCUUCGACGACUUCGCCGAGGAUGUCUUCUCCAAGUACCUCCUAGUCAGCCACGGGGUGAGAUAUAAGCGGAGGACAUGAGUAGAUAAUCCAAGGCUCGUACAUAAUCUUAG
Messenger RNA from Aspergillus saccharolyticus JOP 1030-1, 1645 nucleotides. RefSeq names its product putative flavin-containing amine oxidasedehydrogenase. The coding region runs from base 30 to 1613 and encodes 527 amino acids. The record is from RefSeq and is a predicted model, not a curated record. NCBI's taxonomy places the organism in Eukaryota, Fungi, Ascomycota, Eurotiomycetes, Eurotiales, Aspergillaceae. The transcript has 3 exons. Gene Ontology annotation, molecular function: oxidoreductase activity.